Adineta steineri is the source of this 717-nucleotide messenger RNA. The record is from the annotation of a GenBank genome assembly. Lineage: Eukaryota; Metazoa; Rotifera; Eurotatoria; Adinetida; Adinetidae.
AUGUUGACGACUGUAGUAGCUACUUUCGCUUUGAUCUUUACUGUUACGUAUGGUCGAAUUUUACUUUACAAUACUGAGAAUAAUCAAACAAUUGAAAAAUUCGAUUGUCUAUAUUAUAUUUACGAUGAUGGUGAGGAAAUUUCAUAUUGUCGACGCCUAAAUGGAACUGAACGGCUAGAUCGAAAUAGGAGUGAAUGUGAAAAUCAAGGAGUAAGACUAUUGUUCCGUGAUCUACUCAAUAAAAACGUUAAACCAAGCGAUAUUCUUAACUGGAGUUCAAGUGUAGAGAUGGUCGAUAUUUAUGCUGGUUUGUUCGUUAAUCGGUCGUUAAAUGAAGACGACAAUGAUCAAUCUAUAUGCAAUUGUACAGAGUCGGGAACAUUCGGAAAAUAUUGUGAGUAUCAGUUAACUCACGAUGCUAAAUCGUUCAGUGAAGCCAUCAAGGCUCAAUUUAAACAAAAGGGGGAUGAUGAUUCAUGGAAUACUCAACGGUUUGGAAAGAUUCUAUGCUAUGAGACACUACCUUGUGAUGGUAGUGAUCUCUGUCUUGAUUGGCGAGAGAUUUGUGAUGGCACUCAGAGAUGUUCUAGUGGUAUCGAUGAAGAAAAUUGGGAUAAGUUAGAAUUCAACGAAUGUGAGGAUGAUGAAUUUCGAUGUACAAACGGCAUGUGCAUUUCAGAAGAAUUUUGGCUGGAUGGUGAGUGUCUUUACGUGUAA